Molecule: messenger RNA, 1413 nt
Organism: Bacillus rossius redtenbacheri
Lineage: Eukaryota; Metazoa; Arthropoda; Insecta; Phasmatodea; Bacillidae
Product: protein AMN1 homolog
Exons: 5
Coding region: 352-1050 (232 amino acids)
Cellular component (GO): cytoplasm
Molecular function (GO): protein binding
Source: RefSeq, a predicted model, not a curated record
UUCAAUUUUGAAGUGAGGUUUUUGCAGCAUAAAAAUGCUGCAGGAGAGAAUUUUUUUUUUAAUUUCACAACUGGCAAUUACUAUUCUAUCGUUGCCACAUUCAAAUGCCGAAGUCGAACGAGUGUUCAAUUCAAGGAACAUUAAAAAAACAAAUUCCGUCGGAAGUGCUGCAACUCAUUGGAAUGAACAAAUGUUAUUAUUUCGCAAAAAAAAAACAACUGUUGAACUGCAACAUCAGCUUUUAAGCGAUGUUCAACACUAUAUUUCAACUGUGGCUGUGCCAGAUGAACAUGAGACCGAAUAAUUAUUUGAUUUAUUAGGUGUCUCAGCAAAGUGGUGCGCUACAUUGACAUGUGGUACAAAGUAACAAAGGACUUGCCUCAUGUGGUGAAAGACGAAAUCCUGAAGCGAGUCAUGUUGCGGGAUAAAAUUACCGACGAGAAUUUCCCGUACCUGGUGCACCCUAAAGUGACAAGGUUGGACCUGGGCGGCUGCGUCACCAACGAGAUGCUGGGGACCGUGAGACUGUGUCCGGAGCUGGAGGACCUGUGCCUGGGAGCGAGCGUCGGCGCGGUCGGUCCGGAGCUCAGCUCAGUAGUGCUUGCCAGCGCAUUCACAACACUUCACAAACUCAGAAGUUUGGUGUUGACCAAACUUCAGUCAGUGACGGACGAUGUGAUUGAGACGGUGACCUCCAACUGCCCUCUCCUCGCACUGCUCGAUGUGGCCGGCUGCAGCAGGAUCAGCAAUGCGUCGUUGGAAGCUGUGAAGAGUUUGAGGCUUCUGUAUGCUUUGAAUAUCUCACACACAAAGGUCACCGACGAGGGGAUGGUGCCGUACUUGGAGACGCGUGGAUCCCAGCUCACCGAGCUGCACGUGAGUGGCUGCCACGGACUGACCGAGGAGACCAGCAAAGCUGUCUCUCUGCGCUGCAAGAACUUGAAGUAUUUUUCGUCUGCAUCAGAUUUUUCUUUUGCCGAAGUACGUACUGCACUUGAUGGAGACAGUGCCUUGAAGAAUUUGGAAUACUUUGCCUGGAACAUUGUGUGACGGUUUUUAAUUUGAAGACCAUCAUCAACGUGGACUAGGAGUAUUUUUUUUCUGCAACUUUCAAUAACAGCAAACACUUUUAUUUUGUAAUUAACUUAAACAUAUUAUAUUUUGUAAUGCCGAGUUAAAAUCUAGUGAAGUCAACGUUUAAGAAGUGACAGUGAGUAUAAUACUCAUGUGGCAAGUAAACUUUUCUUGGUUUCCCUUUAUCCUUUUUAAGUUGUAUAAAGAUCUUGAAAUAUUGUUUUGUGGCAAGUCAUGUCACUGGCUUCCAUUGCAGUGUAAUGAACCGUGAAAAAAAUUUGGACUGGCAAUUAGAUUGUAAAAUACAAAUAAUUCUAAACUACAAUAAAUGUAUAAAUU